AACUCUUAAAGUUUUGAUGUCUAGAAGAACAGCAGAAUUUGCUGAUACUGCUGGCAUAGAAUUCAUUCUACUAAAGAUAAUAAAAUUGAAGCAUUUUUAUUACCAUGAUAUGUAGGCAAAGUAAAUAGUCUCAUAAAAUCACACAUUAUCAGGAAGCACUGUGAUAGUAGGAGAGAGUAGCAGAAGACUGCAGGAAAUUGGCUUUCUUUCAAAAUCCCUUAUUUGGAAGGGAUCCUUGUGUGUAUCUAAGUAAAUGUUACAUUACAUCAGAAAACUGAAUGGCAUUAGAAAAUAGCAGAGAAAACUGACAUAGAAAGACAGGUCAGGUUUAGUAAUGAUGACUUAGCUCAAGAAAACUUUUCUGUAAUUAAGCAGCAGAAUAGUUACAGCUCUUCUUUCAGGCCUAAACUGCAUGGCAUUAAACCCAAGUUAAAAAACCAGAAGGUGUAAGCAGAGUGGGCUCAACACCCCCACUAACCAGCCCUAUUUCCCAGGUUCACUGGUGAUACCAGCACUUCAGCAGAUAAAACAGGGCUAAAGUAAUAUUUAACAUCUCAUCCAGUAGGUGGGUGGGAAGUUCAUGCUAAAGAGGAAAUAGGAGUGCCAGGACUAUAACAGACUAAUGAUGGGAGAAGCUGGAAUGUAUCAGCUGAGAGAGAUCUAGGAUCAUAUACACACAAAUAUUUCAGGGAAAAAAAAAUCCAACCAGCUAUAAACACAUUCAAACCAGAACAGUGUAGGCAAAGAAGCAGCUUUGCAACGUGUAUCCCUGGUUAAGCACUGAACCUUAGGCCAAAGAUCUAAUAAAUCUGAUAUCCACAGAAACUACAAAGAGAAAACAGGGUAAAACCCGUAAGGACAUGCUAUCCAGCUUGCAUGAUACAUGUAAACAAGGUAGCAGAAUACAUAAAUAACAUGAAGGUGUCAGACAAUCACAGGACAGUAGACUCAUACUGCCAAUUUUUCUACCAGGUGAGAGUUAGAGGUAGCGCUUGUGAGAAUGUUUAAUAAAUUCCCAAACUGCCAUUGAAUUUCGACAAAAGCAUUGAGAAACUGAAAAGAAUUCCGCAUGUGGUAUCCAGCUUUUACACAUUAAAUACAAGAACAAACACAAAUACGGCUCUGGAGCCAAGUACAGUUUAUGCUGAGCCUUGCGACUAGCCUGGAAGCCAGACCAAAACUUGGGCUAAUUUUGCUUGCUGAAACAAGCUGUUGUUUCCUUCAAUUUGGCAUAGAAGGAAAAAAAAAAAAGACAUUAAAAAAAAAAAAAAAGGCGCAAGGCAGAGAAGAAGGAAGGGAUCAACAAAACAGCAAAUGAAAAUAGGGGAAAGGUUUUGGAGACUGCAGUCUGUGGAGGGGUGGAAACAGUGUGAGAGGAGGCAGUAAGUGGAUUGAAGGAGUGACAGCUAACAGUGGGUAGGGAGGCAAAAGGCAGAAUGAAGUUUUCCUAAGGCAUGUUUGUAUGUGUGGCUUCUUUCCACCUUCGCCUUUUUCUAAACUGAGAUCAUCACACUCUUCUGCAAGCCCAGUUUCUCCCUGGAGAAAGGGUACAGAGUUCAGCCACGUGACAUUUUUGUCUCUGAAUGAGACCUUUGAGGUUUUACUAAACACACCCCUUGGUUUCUCCAGAAAACAUCUUUUUGCUCCAAAUAUCUGUAUGUACGGAUUUCAGCAGAACCCUGCAUAUCACCUUCAGGCUUGUGGUAAAUUAGGAGUUAAAUUGCUGCUGUAAAGCAAUUUUAUCUCUGUGUUGAGCCGAGGCUGAAAGUGAGUCAUGUGUGCAUACUUGGAUACGUCACACCCUCUUUGCUGUAGUAGACAAAGAACAAAUUAGCUCCUUACCAUAAACCUCACGCUUACAGGAUGCUUCUGGAGGACAGAUCAAUCAUUCUUUAGUCCCUUUACAGAGGGGAAAAAAAAACACCCCACAAAACGUCUCGUGAGAUGAACUAGCACAGCACCAUUGUUCAGCUGGCUGGAUUUCACACACUACAAUGAAGACACUGUUUUUCACUGGGCUGCUCUCUCUUACCUCCAGUCUUUGCACUACAGAAUUUUCGCUGAAUGGCUCUGCAAUCAAAACAGUGUCUCUUAUCAAAACUUUCCGCGGAAUUUCAGCGAGAGACUACGAUUACAUCCCCCCUUACGCCAUAGAAGGGGAAACGACGACCAUCCGUAUCAGAGAAAACAAAUGCACCUCGAAAAAGUCGAACGACUCCGUGUUAACAGAAGUGAGCAACGCCACGCUGGAGUACCUGACCAGCUCUCUGAGCACCAAGCUGGUUCCUGCCGUCUACCUCGGCGCCGUCCUGCUGGGCGUGCCGUCCAACGCCGUCAUUUUGUGGAUGCUGCUCUUCAGGAUCCGCUCCGUGUGCACCGCCGUCCUCUACGCCAACCUGGCUGCCUCGGACCUGCUCUUCUGCAUCGUGCUGCCCUUCAAGAUCGCCUACCACCUCAACGGCAACAACUGGGUGUUCGGGGAGGCGGCGUGCCGGGCGGCCACGGCGGUGUUCUACGGCAACAUGUACUGCUCCAUCCUGCUGCUGACCUGCAUCAGUGUCAGCCGCUACGUGGCCAUCGUGCACCCCUUCACCUACAAGAGCCUGCCGAAGCGCGCCUACGCGCUGGCGGCCUGCGCCGCCGUCUGGGCCGCCGUCUUCCUGUACAUGCUGCCGCUGGCCAUCAUGCAGCAGAGCUACUACGUGAGGCCACUGGGCAUCUACACCUGCCACGAUGUGCACAGCGCGUGCCAGGCCGUGUCCUCCUUCCAGUUCUACUACUACGUGUCGCUGGCCGUGUUCGGGUUCCUGAUGCCGCUCGCCACCAUCGUGUUCUGCUACGUGUCGAUCAUACGAGCGCUCAAGACCCGGGAGUGGGUCUGGUAUGUUAAAGUCAGCCUCCUGAUCCUUGCCAUCUUUGCUGUUUGCUUUGUGCCCAGCAAUGUUAUCCUUAUUAUCCAUCACAUCAACUACUACUAUUACAACAGGGAUGGCUUGUACUCUUUUUAUCUAAUUGCUUUAUGCCUUAGCAGCCUGAACAGUUGUCUCGAUCCUUUCCUUUAUUUUCUGAUGUCAAAAAUUAAAAGCCAGUCCAAUAUUUAUCUAACAAUGGUUAAAAUAUCCAGGGAAAAGUGAAUUUAUUACUAUUACUGGAAUUGUGAUUUUGUAUCGUAUUAACACAGACAGCAACAAAUCUCAGGUGUGACAUUUAUACUUCAAGUAAAAUGUGUUAGAAAACAAAAUCUCAGUUAAAAUUACUUUCUCCCACACAUGGAAUAUCUCAAAAAACACAUCUCUCCAGCUCUAUAACUUUAUUACAUGCAUUGCAACACCUGUGUACCUAGAUUCAGGGAAGUAGCUCUGCACCUCCAUUUCCUUCUGAGAUCACUUUGUGGCCAUGGGGAAGCUGCCAGAAUAUCAGCCUCCAAGUACCAGAAGAGGAGUGAGCAUCCAAACAACACUUCUAGGGCAAUUCAUGACACUUCAAAUUAGCUCUCAAGCCAUCAGUCACUGCAGGAACAGUGAUACAAAAACAAGGUUUUGGCUGGUGAAAGUGGGAACAAGUAAAAGCACUUUCUCCAUGCCUGGGAGCAGUCAAGAGCAAAUACUGCCCUGGAUGUUGGAAAUACAAAGUUCCCCAUGGGCUCACAGAACAGUAAAUGUACAGCCAUGGAUGCAGAACCUGACUCUUCCAAGGCUGCCUCUCCCAUGAGGCUGCUCAGCCAGCUCUGCACUGGAGACUUGUUCUUCCACUUUGUCAGCGCCUGCACUCCCCAAACCCACAGGGAGACUGCUGGGAGCUGACCCUUAUCAGUGUGAAUCCAGGCAUGUAUCACUCUUGCUUGGUAAGCAAAACAGGGAAGCUGUUUUGUAGGAUUCUCUAUUUCCACAUCCUCACAGGAAAUACCUACAGUGUUACAAAUACUGGAACUAGUUACCAUUGACUGUUAGUAAAACAAUGGGUCUCAACUUCUACCUUUACAGAAACUCAAAACCUACGUAUAUACCAAGUUCCUAGAAAAUGAGCUCAGUUGUUGUAGUUUGAAUUUGUAACUGCAGCAUGUAAGUGGGGAUUAAAAAUGUUUUAUGUUGUUUUGAUAAUAGUAUUGUAAAAAAACUUUACUUAAAUAAAAUAAGUUGCACUGGAAAAUGCCUCAAGGGAAUUUGCAGCCUGGUGAGGCUCCCCUUUUUCUAUUUCUUCUGGUUCUUAAUUUAAGUUAGUUUUAAUCCUGCCAUUCCUUCAACAUGCACAAGAACAAAUUUUAAAGGUAACUAAAAUAAUUAAAAUAAUAUACAACUAUUGAAAAUUUAAACAAGGUGAACAUAGUUAAAACCUCUUUACCUAUCACACAAAAAAACUUAUGACCAAACAUAGUAAUUUGUUCCAUCUGUUUAACUUUCCAGUUAUCUACAAUAUGCUCCCUUAACACAGAGUUUCUCUUCACUGGGACCUGAGAACAUUUGGUUUGAAAAGGCUUUCAGAAGUGUUAAAAGCUGUGGUCUAAGAUUUACAGGACAAAAUAAGUUCCAGGUUUGCAUUUUCAGUUUCAUGCAAGGAAGAAAUAGGUCAGAUCUGAGAUAAAGACCUGUAAUGGAUUCUGGCAGAUUUGGGUGCAGACUCCCCCAAAUCACCACAGCUAUGGGGAAGUGGCAGAAAGCUGCUCAAAAUAAGUGAGUAGGUUUAACACAUAUGUUUUUCCAGAUGUUGGGGCAGGAAGUUUAUUGGGAGGCCUAUCUGAUCCUUGUAAAUCAAGUGCUUCCUUUAACCACAGCUCACUCUUAAAACAUGCUAAACACAAAUUAAGUCAGAUUUGCUUUAUAAACAGAGAUCAGAAAAAGUGGAAAAUAGACAGACUUGAGAAAUUGCAUUACCUUUACAAUUGUGUUUCAAUUUUUUUUCUUCUUGGAGGAAGUGUCAGGAUAAAUCAUAUUUUUACCUAAAGAAUGUUCAUAUCUCUGACUGAUCACUGUAGAGAAUUAAGUAUGCAUCUGAGUGUUUCUUUUGGGAGCACUGUGUCUUGUUCUCUUCUGAAACAGGAACAACACUACUGUUCACAGAGAAGGUGGCCUAAGUACUUUUCAAAACACUGCAAAACCAAAAUACCUCAACAGAGAAAGGUCCACAGAAGUCUCUAGGAACAUCUAAAACCUUGGACUGAGAAGACUUCAAAGAGAUUGUACAAUUUUUAUUCCAGAAUUUGGAAACACUCAUUUGUUUCCUGUGAGCACAUUCACACCAGGACAGGAGUAGGCACCAGGUUUGCAUCUGGGGAGCCCUGGGGCACCUGGCAGGGAUGAGCCAGGGUGGGACUGCUGUGUGCAGGCACCUCUGGGCUGCAGGUCUCUGCCUUGGGGACAUCCUGGCCUGCUGAGCACACACAUGGCAUGUCCUGGGCCAGCACUGUGCAGCCAGCACCCGCACCAUGCACAAAUCCUGACCCCAGCCCAUCAGGACAGGUGAAGCCAGAAAGCACAAAACCCUCCCCACAGCGAGGGAGAAGGCAUUUCAACACUGAGGGCUCAGAGAAAACAGGGAGCCCUGCAAAGAAAUUGACUUGUGCUAACACCUUUCAAAGGUUCUGACAGCAGAUUACAGAAACAUCUGGUUUCACAGCAGGUACCCCAGGUGAGGUGACACAAAUGCUGGAAGAUACUUUACAAGUGUGCAGACUUUCCCCAGCUCACCAUGCUACCUUAGGGACACACUAUGUGAAUUUUAACUGUGUUUUCCAGACACUGAGGAUUUUAAGUGCAAUGCUGGUAGCUUUAGCUGACCUUGUGUUCAGUCAUGUCCUGUAAGCUCUCCCCAGGUUUAACUUGGUUUUUGAAGAGCUGAAGUGCAGCAUCUACCAUGUAGAUAUGUAUAGAUACCUGCCCUAGCCUGGGAAAUGCAUAAGAUAAUACUAAGUGGAAAGCCAUGCUGCACUCAGGCCAUGUGACCUGUGUUAGAUAUGUACAGUUGGGUAAAAUUAAUUCAAUUUUAUAUACUAGAAACAGGUUAAAAAGGAGCCUAGAGUGAUUAGCUCAAUUAAUUACAUUUAGUAAGAUGAGUCCAAACUCUUACAUUGAGAAAAAUAAAUCCUUUCUAUUCCCAGAGCAGUUUCUCAUAGUGUAUAUGCAUUUCUUGACUCCUUUUUUUUUUUUUUUUUUUUUUUUUUUUUUUUUUUUUUUUGCCAGCUUUGGCCUGAAAGAAUGAUUUAGUAGUUUUAUUUUGCAAAUCCCUUAUCCUUCUAUCCUUGCAUCCUGCAAUCUUUGUUUAUGCUUCCCUGAGCUGGAAUGCUGUAAUGCUGACCAGGCCACUGCUUUUGGGGAAGCAGAUAGCAACAUCCUGCCAAGAUAGGUUUAAACUGAGGGCACGUACAAGACCAUCAGCUUGUUAUUGUGUGAUAAAGCUGUAAAAGGAAUAUGCACAAAACUCCACUAAAAUAAAACAACAUAAGGAAAGGAGACUCCUCAAAAUACUUCCCAGAGAUUUGUUAAAUAACACCCAAAUUGUGGCUUCUUUCUGGCAAAAACCUCACUUUCCAUCCAUAUUGUAGCUAUCUGCCUGACACAGUUGUGUAUCCUAACACAAAUUUGUAACCAUGUGAGUACUGCUGCUGCCCAUGUUUUGUAGUAGCUGCAGCAACCUAGUAGAAUUAAAAUAAGUGAGAUUACAGCAGUGUAGCAAGACAUAUGCAGAAAAUGUCUUAAUUUUAAUCCACUGAGGAUUAAACCAUUUUGCCAGUCAGAACAAGUUAUAGUGCAAAAUUGCUUAUUGCCACUGUGUUGUCACUGGCUUAUUUACAGCCUCUCUGGGCAAAGAUAAUACAAACAUCAAUGCAAAAUUGCCAUCAGGGGACUGGGACAUAGAAGCAAGUGAAAAGAAUUGGCAUUUCACUUCUCACAGAGAACAAGAGUAAAAAU
Molecule: messenger RNA, 6905 nt
Organism: Prinia subflava (tawny-flanked prinia)
Lineage: Eukaryota; Metazoa; Chordata; Aves; Passeriformes; Cisticolidae
Gene: F2RL2
Product: coagulation factor II thrombin receptor like 2
Exons: 2
Coding region: 1995-3134 (379 amino acids)
Biological process (GO): thrombin-activated receptor signaling pathway; positive regulation of Rho protein signal transduction; phospholipase C-activating G protein-coupled receptor signaling pathway
Cellular component (GO): plasma membrane
Molecular function (GO): thrombin-activated receptor activity
Source: RefSeq, a predicted model, not a curated record